GCAGGGCUGCGGCCUCCUGCGACAGACCCGCUGGGGAGGGCAGUGCUGGAGGAGGUGGCAGACCUCCUGGAGGGAAACCAGAGGUACCCGGACUGCCGCCCUCGCACCGCAAACCAGGUUCUGGUUCUGGUAGGGGGGGACUGCGUGGAUGAAAACUUCGCUCGACGUGAGCCCAACCGCAGCCUGUGGGUUGCCCGGCGGUUUUUGACUGGACCGGGUCUGAUCAGAACCGUGGAGUGGUGGCCACUAGCCCAGCUUCCCGAUCCACCCCGGUUCCGCCACUGCGUGUGUGUUCUCCAGAACAAGCUCUACAUCAUCGGGGGCCGCAAGUACUACGGGGCACUGGACAUUCUCAAGUCAGUCAUGAGGUUUGACCCUGUGCAGUGCAGCUGGGAGCAGUUGCCAGAUAUGGCCGUUCCCAGAGAUUACUUUGCCGCUGUUUGUCUCGAUGGGAAGGUGUUUGCACUGGGUGGUAGCCAUGACGAAACACAGUACCUGGACACUGUGGAGUACUUCACACCUGAGGACAACACCUGGAGGCCGGCCCAUCCUCUGGACACAGCUCUCUGUGGGCACGCCGCCGCCGUGUGGGACGGGGAGAUCUUCGUGUCGGGUGGCUGCGAUGCCAACCUCCGCUGCCUCUCUGCCCUGUGGCACUACCACCCCAAACGUGGCUGCUCUCGGCGCGCGUCCAUGGCGACGGGAGCCGGGCGCGCGGGUCACGUGAUGCUGCCGGUGCCCGCCGGGCUGGUGGUGGCGGGGGGGCUGCAGCCGUCCUGGCGGGGGUACGCCGACCAGCUGCAGUGUGAGAUCUACUCCCCCUCCCGCAACACCUGGAUGCUCUUCCCCGUCCUGCCCCGCCCCCACCUGUUCCCAGCCGCCGCGGCUCUGGACGGGCAGCUGUACGUGAUGGGGGGGUCGUCAGCGGACACGGCGCGGGACACGGCGUGGGUGCACCGCUACGACCCCGAAGGACGCUGGGAUAAGUUGGGGGCCAUGCCACGACCUUACACUGACCUUUGUGCCUGCAUGCUGCAGCUGCCACAGGGUGUACAUGGGUAG
Molecule: messenger RNA, 1062 nt
Organism: Clupea harengus (Atlantic herring)
Lineage: Eukaryota; Metazoa; Chordata; Actinopteri; Clupeiformes; Clupeidae
Product: kelch-like protein 33
Molecular function (GO): protein binding
Source: RefSeq, a predicted model, not a curated record